Messenger RNA from Camellia sinensis, 1874 nucleotides. RefSeq lists its product as uncharacterized. The record is from RefSeq and is a predicted model, not a curated record. Gene Ontology annotation, molecular function: syntaxin binding. NCBI's taxonomy places the organism in Eukaryota, Viridiplantae, Streptophyta, Magnoliopsida, Ericales, Theaceae.
UUUGGGGGAAAAAAAAAAAAAAUUUUAAACCAAACUAAACAAAAGAUCCGAUUCAAAAAGCUAGGUCAUCUGUUCCAUUUCAACUCCACCUCACCCUCUAAAAAUCAAACUCGUCCGCCACAGCAUUUCCUGGUGAAAAUGGAGAACCCAGCUGUGGAUCAGCUUCCCGAAGCGCAUUCUUUGCCUGAUGGGUUUGUUGAUAGCUCUGUGGAACCAUUGGCUCCUUCAACACCAAUGCUUGAGCAAGAAAUGCCCUUAACUGAUUAUAAAGAGGAGAAAUUAGUAGAACCCGAUUCGAGUCCUGAUUUAGUAGUGGGUGAGCUUCAGUCAAGUGAGGAAAAAACAGAAAAGAGUGAGAAUUCUAGAACUUUUCCGGUCACAUUAACAGAAAAUGAUGCUUCUGAUCCUUUGCCCGAGUUGGGAGAAGUGGAUGGCUGCGUGGAGGAUGUGGUGAGGGAGUCGGGCGAGCAACUGGCAGGCUCAUCUUGUGGAAAACUGCAGGAUCAAAAAAAAUGUCAUAGUUCGGAGAAAGCAAUUGAAGGAGGCUCAGACACACAAGCAGCCCACAUGAAUGAGAUAUGUAAAACUGAAAGUGCUGGAAACAACAGAAAAUUAGUUAAUAACAUCUUGCACAACAUCUAUCAUUCUUGUGGGAUUCUUUUCUUACAGAAGAAAGUUUCCACUGACAAUUUUCUAUCUCAGGAAACUUCUGAAGUAAAACGUAAGAACACAAAGCGGACCUUUAAAUCUGAAAAGGAGUUUCUAGAGUUCACAUUGAAAUAUCAACAAGUUCUUUCAGAAAGAGAUGCAGCCAUUGCUGUUCGGGAUAAACUUGAGUCAUUAUGUCGGGAGUUGCAACGUCAGAACAAAAUGCUAAUGGAUGAAUGCAAACGAGUAUCAACGGAGGGGCAAAACUUGAGAUUAGAUCUAUCAAACAAGUUCCAAGAUGCAAUUAAGGAAGUAAGCCAUAAGCUGGAAGAGCAAAAGGAUGAAUCCCUGUCUCAGCUGAAGGAGAAUGAGAUGUUAAGAAUCAAGUUGAAGCAGCUAGCUGAUCAGUAUGCUCUUUCCGAACAGCAAUAUGCACAGAAGCUGAAGCAGAAAACACUGGAACUCCAGAUUGCUGAUUUGAAAACUCAGCAACAUGAGGAGAAAUUGCUCCAGGAACAGUCCCAGCUGAAGUUUUAUGCAGAACAAGUGUCAGAAUUAUUGGCAAAUGAAAAGAAUUUGCGCUUGCAGUUAACAGCUGAUGGAGAAAAAUUCCAACAAUUUCAGGAUGCUCUGGUGAAAAGUAACGAAGUCUUUGAAACAUUCAAGCAAGAGAUUGAGAAGAUGGCAAAGUCAAUAAAGCAACUCAAAAAGGAGAAUGCCUUCUUGAAGAGCAAAUCUGAGAAAUCAGACAUUACUCUCAUAGAACUUGUUGAGGAGCGCGAGCACUUGAAGAAACAACUGGAGAAAACAAAGAAUCAGAAGGAAAAGCUUGAAUCACUGUGCCGGUCACUUCAAGCAGAAAGGAAGCAAAAUUCCACAGGAGGGGGAAGCAACACUGAUUCUGUAGCAGUUUGAACUUGGAGAAAGAUUCAACUAAGUUAAAAGAUUUAUGGAAAGGUAUUUGGGAGUCCGUUUAUAUCGUACUGCGAUUUGCCUGUGGCUCCUCCCCAGGACUGACCAACAAAUCCAUUGAUCAUAUCAACUGUGUAUCAAAUAUAUAUGUAAAAUUUUUUUGGGAUAACUGUUUUUUGUUGUAUUCAACUGUAUCCAUGUUAUCUGUAGUGGAUUUGAAACUGAGGUUGAGACAGUAUCAAUUGGUGUUGAUUAAAGUGAUACUUCGCUUAAAUUACAUGAAUUAAUGAUAUAAUUUACCGUUUCCUAUUCUA